GUCUACCCUGCUGCAGUCUUCUUCUCCCCACCCUCUCUCUCUCUCUCUCUCACUCUCUCUCUCUCUUUUUUUCUUGCACACACACUGGCGCACUAAUGAGCAAGUCUAGCGCUACCCGGCAGAACUGAUCUCUCGUCAGCUGGGCUACACCGAAACAUCAUAGGCAACGAUACGCAAGGCUGAUCGGAAGUCGGCUAGGUGCCAAAGCAAAUGGGGAACGAAAGGGAGAGAUUGUGAGACAAAUUUUUCAGUUAGUGAGAGGAAGGGUGUUGAUGCCAACCUGCCAACCUUCUCGACCUUCUUUUGUGAGGCCACACUUUCUUUUGCUGAGGACCGUUAUUUUCCUCUCUGCAUCCAGUCAUGGAAGCGAUGCUCACCUGCAGCCGAAGUCCGUUCUCCCAAGUGUUUGGGCGCCAGGGUCAGCUCAUGCAAGCCACGGUGCAGUCCCUGAACAGCCUGAAUGAUCAGAUCGCAAGUUUCAUAGUGACGGGACACAAGUCACUUGAGCAGGAAGAACAUGCAUAUUGUCCCCCUGAGAAGGAGACGCUCCAGAAGUCAAUGACUUUGAUGAGACGCCUCCUCGUGGAUGCUCAGGCAAAAAUCCUGAAAAUGAUGGAUGACAACAAGCAGCUGGCUCAGCGCAUAGACGGGGCUAUUCAGUCGGCCAGCCAGGAGGUGACCAAUUUGCGCUCGGAAUUGAGCGCCACCAGCCGAAGACUGACCGAGCUGGGGGCUGCUGACCCUUCAGGCAGCAUGCUUGAGACCCCGCAGCACAACUACAACGAUACUUCUCCGCGCACGAGGCAGAAGGUGCCUUCCACUGACCUGUGCUACACGGGUGAAAUCAGCAGUCUGAUGGACUUCAACUCUCCUGAUUCCUCCCUGGACAAAGUUCUGCUUCGUGAGGAGGUGGCCCAACUGCAGGAAGAGGUGCACCUGCUGCGCCACAUGAAGGAAAUGUUGAGUAAGGACCUGGAGGAGAGCCAAGGAGGAUGCUCGGCCGACGUGCUUUCUGCCACGGAGCUCCGCGUGCAGCUGGCUCAUAAGGAGCAGGAGCUGGACCGAGCCAAGGAGGCUUUGCAAGCCAUGAAGUCAGACCGUAAGCGUCUUAAGGUGGAAAAGGCAGACCUGGUGAACCAGAUGCAGCAACUUUAUUCCACACUGGAGAGCCGGGAGGCGCAGCUCCGUGAUUUUAUUCGCAAUUACGACCAGCACAGAAAAGAGAACGAGGAUGCGGUGAAGGCUCUCGCCAAAGAGAAAGACAUGUUGGAGAGAGAGAAGUGGGACCUCCGGCGGCAAACCAAGGAGGCCACCGAGCACACUGGAAUGCUACGCACACAGCUGGACCUCAAGGAAAACCGCAUCAAGGAGCUGGAGGCUGAACUGGCCAUGAUCAGUAACUGUGUCUAUCAAAGAACGGAGUUCCGGGUGUUUGAGCGGCUCGGGGACAGGGACUUCUCCCCGAGGGUUAUGGCGGCCAAACAGUCACUAGCCACCCUGACCAAGGACGUUCCUAAACGUCACUCCCUGGCGAUGCCAACAGAAACGGUUGUCAACGGCAACAACCAGGAAUGGGUUAUGCAGGCUGACCUUCCCCUCACUGCUGCCAUCAGACAGAGUCAGCAGACCCUCUACGUGCAUACUAGCCAUCCCACCGACAGACAAGUGGCUGCUGUGCGGGUGAGCCCGUGCCACUCGCGUCAGCCGUCCAUCAUCUCCGACGCCUCAGCUGUGGAGGGAGACAGGUCGUCUACACCUAGUGAUAUCAACUCUCCACGUCAUCGGACUCACUCUCUCUGCAAUUCUCUAGAAGAUCUGGAGGUGGCGAAGUGUAAGAAGAAGAAGGAGAAGAUGGGCCUGGGCUCUUUGUCGCGGGUCUUUGCCCGAGGAAAGCAGCGCAAGUCCCUGGACCCGGGUCUGUUUGAUGGUACUGCAACACCUGAUUAUUACAUAGAGGAGGACGCAGACUGGUAAAGGCCACACAGAGAUCCUCUGUGGAAAUGAUCAGAGGACGGCGUUGUGUUUAUGUGUGCGUGACAGAGAGCAUGUAUGAAGGUGUGUGGGUGUGACCUAGCACAUUGCACCUGUAUUAAUGUACAUCCCUGUAAAUAGAGCGCGACAACAUGGUGGACAUUACUUUCAAUUCUCUAUUUUGAUUUUCACUCAACUGCAAACUUGAAGGACUGCUGUACGUGAAAAUAACGACAGUUGACGUGCACUUUGUGUGUGUGUGUGUGUGUGUGUGUGUGUGUGUAAAUGUCUCCUUGUCCUGAAUGCCUUUUCUUAUUUUUGAUAUGUAACCCUGACUACCUUUUAACUCUUCCCUCGUUUACUGUCUUGCUUGGUUCACCCCCCACUCCUUUCACACUGCCAUGAUGAUGACAGUUUUCCCGUGGGCGACAUGCAGAUCAAAUCCAUCCCAUUCUGUAUACAGUCAGAAAAAAUGCGCAAGCAUCUCUUUCAGCGGAAUGAAUCCACCACUCAGGGCACUUUGCUGCCUAGCAACACGAGGCCCAGCAGGAAUUGUGGGAAAUGUGAUUUCUAUCUGUUCAGAUAGAAGCGCUUGUACGUGCCAUAUUGUGCCAUGCAUGCACAUACUGUAGCUCCUGUCCCACAACGCAUGCGACUCUGGCUCCACUGUCCUUAAGAUAAACUAACAACUGUCUACUUCAAGAAAAGAGAGGUCAGUUACUCCCGCCACACUCUUGGCUCCAAUUUUCAAAUGGUUAGGAACGUCAUCCAUUCUAAAUAAACAAGUGGAGGGAUUCUUUACAAAAUUAGAAACACAGUGACUGAGGAAACAUUAAUGGGAAGCAAAGGCAACAUUUUUUUAGAAUGAUUACAAAAAUAUUGUUGUGCAUGCAAUAAUAGAGUCCUGCUGAAAAGUUUAUACAUUUCUACAUACAGUGGAAACUCUGUGUUCGUACGUCCUAAUUUCCGUGUCAUUUCAGUUUUUGACGAUUGUUUUCAGCAAAAUUUUGUUCCAGUUUUCAUACAGCCACUCAGUUUUCGUAUAGUUAAAAAUGGUCCAUACCAAACUCAUCCCACCUGCCCACAUGACCCUCGAUUCAUUUCCUGGAGUACAUCGCCCACACAAAGCAUCUAAUGCGCAUGCACAAUUUUUUUAUUGUUUUCCUGUUGCGUGAGCGUCACCCUGCACAUUAAUGGGAAGCAUUUCUCCGUAUUUAUUGAAUGCGGCUGUUCAAUAGGCCAAUAUGGGGCUCAAAAAAAAUAUUUGGGCCAGAUGACAUAACCAUAAAAUUCAAGAAAUAACUCAUAGCGAAGAACGAAGAAUGGUGUAUUAGCCUUCCAAACAAUAACCUAUCAUCCUCCCUCUUUGUCCUUCAUACUCUAUCAAGAAUCUUCAAUAAUCAUGUUUUUUAUAAUGUUCAUUAAUCCAUUCCAUCAGUCAUUUAUAGUUCGCAUUAUUUUUUUAUGUUAAACUAUAGUUGUUUCUGAGUGUAUGGAACAGAUUACUUGAUUUACAUUAUUUCCUAUGGAAAAAGUUUUUGUAUGAUUCGAUUUCAGUUAAACAUUUUGGAACGGAUUAAUCUUGAAAACUGAGCAGGUGUGCCGGAGCCUAUCUCAGCUGACUCUGGGCGAGAAGCGGGGUACACCCUGAACUGGUCGCCAGCCAAUCGCAGGGCACAUAUAGACAAACAAUCAUUCACACUCACAUUCACACCGACGGGCGAUUUAGAGUCAAACAUUAACCUACCAUGCAUGUUUUUGGGAUGUGGGAGGAAACCGGAGUACCCGGACAAAACCCACGCAUGCACGUGGAGAACAUGCAAACUCCACACAGGCGAAGACGGAUUUGAACCUGGGUGCUCGGAGCUGUGAGGCAGAUGUGCUAAUCAGUUGUCUACCUUCCCGCGUUAUUUAAUAUACUAAAGAAUAAAGAAGAUUAUUAAAGAAAGAACACAGUAUCAAAUGUCCUAGUUAAUUAAAGUAAUUAACACUGCCUUCCACAUUUUUGUACCAGGUCUUUUUUUUUUUCUUCUAACGAUGGAUGCACCAAGCAAUGAUUUGGACCUAUGUGGGUGUUAAACCCUUUCACCCUUAAAAGUGUGGGUAUUGAAACACAUGCUCCCAGGAAGAAAGAAAGGAAGGGGAAAAAAAGCAAUUAAAGUUGUGCCAAAGGGUAACAAAGGCAUUUGUUCAAGUGAAAGACAAUGACAGUGGUCAGAUAAUUUGCAUGCUUUUGCGGGAUUGAGCUGGAGUUUGCACUGCCUCGCCCCCAGGAAAUCUCUUCUCUUAAUCUAAUCUCACUUUCCCCUGCACCACUACUGACUGCACACAUUACUGAGUGUGUGCAGCAAUGGGAGCGUUCAACACAAAGCUUACCCUAUGAAACUUCCGCUAUAAAAGCAAUUAUGUAUUGGAUUGUAUGCAUAAGCAGCCCCGCAUAUUUCAUGAAAUAUUAAGGCUUUCGUUUUGUUCUCUUGCCAACUUUCAGAAGAAUCGAAGAGGUCAUUUUAAAGUUUUUGAGCCUGUCUGUGUUUUUUGUUUUGGUUUGUUUUGUUUUUGCUCAGAUGCUUUACUUGGAAAUGAAACAACAAUACAAAAAAUGAAUAUUAUUGAAAAAUUAUUUUAAAAUGGCAGCGGUUCAGCAGGGAGCUGAACUUCAGUUGUAAAGUCCUGAGAUGUGUACAUGUAUCAUUUUAAAAGGCAUGGUUAAAUUAAAAAAAAAAAGAAUCACAGGGGAGAAAUAAGAUCAAAAUAAAAUGAGAUUAUUUUAUAAUAAAAAUAAAUCAUGUUGAAUUUUCA
Molecule: messenger RNA, 4770 nt
Organism: Phyllopteryx taeniolatus (common seadragon)
Lineage: Eukaryota; Metazoa; Chordata; Actinopteri; Syngnathiformes; Syngnathidae
Product: kazrin-like
Exons: 11
Coding region: 361-1974 (537 amino acids)
Source: RefSeq, a predicted model, not a curated record